Messenger RNA from Drosophila pseudoobscura, 1394 nucleotides. RefSeq names its product short-chain specific acyl-CoA dehydrogenase, mitochondrial. The record is from RefSeq and is a predicted model, not a curated record. Gene Ontology annotation, cellular component: mitochondrion. Gene Ontology annotation, molecular function: flavin adenine dinucleotide binding. Gene Ontology annotation, biological process: butyrate catabolic process; fatty acid beta-oxidation using acyl-CoA dehydrogenase. The transcript is spliced from 3 exons. Lineage: Eukaryota; Metazoa; Arthropoda; Insecta; Diptera; Drosophilidae. Bases 108 to 1343 code for a protein of 411 amino acids.
GCGCGAUCGUUCCCGCGAAGAAGCAGACGAAAGCGAAAGCGAAAGCAAAAGAGACAUAACAGCUGGAACCGUUCGGGGGAUCGACAGUCGGGAAACAGUUUGUCGUAAUGCAGCAGCUGGUCCGGGUCGCUCUGACGCUAGGUCAACGCUCGGGCAGCGUUUGGAAUGCGAGCCGGGACAGGGGGAUUGCCAGCCUGGCAGCUCUCUCCGAAACACACCAGAUACUCCAGAAGACCUGCCGGGACUUCGCCAAUGCAGAGCUGGCUCCACGGGCCCGCCAGCAUGAUCGCGAGGGGCUGCACCCGGCGGAGCAGAUACGACGGCUGGGAGAACUCGGCCUGAUGGCGGUGACAGUGCGGGAAGAGUAUGGCGGCUCCGGACUCGACUACCAGGCCUAUGCUAUUGGCAUGGAGGAGGUUGCUCGUGGCGAUGCGGCCGUCUCCGUUGCAAUGGGCGUCAACAACCUCUUCUUGGGCGCCGUACAGCUCCAUGGAAGCGAGCAGCAGAAGCAAGACUUUCUGGUGCCCUACACCCAGGGCGAGAAGAUUGCCUUCUAUGCCCUGUCCGAGCCGGGAAACGGAUCAGAUGCCAGCGCCGCCAGCACCACGGCCAAGUUGGAUGGGAAUAGCUACCAGCUAAACGGCACCAAGGCAUGGAUAUCCAAUUCCAAGGAAGCCAGUGGCGGCGUCGUCUUUGCCACAAUCGACAAGACGCUCAAGCACAAGGGUAUCACGGCCUUCCUUACAGCUAAAGACGUGCCCGGUCUGUCUGUGGGCAAGAAGGAAUGCAAGAUGGGAAUGCGAGCCUCCUCCACGUGCCAGCUGGUGCUAGACGACGUCCAAGUGCCGCAGUUCCAGGUGCUGGGAGGCCCCGGCGAGGGCUUCAAAAUUGCCAUGCAGUCGCUGGACUGCGGUCGCAUUGGAAUCGCCGCCCAGGCUACGGGCAUUGCACAGGCCGCUCUGGAACUGGCCGUAGACUACUCCCAGAAGCGUAUUGCUUUUGGCAAGCAGCUCUCGCGGAUGCAGCUCAUCCAGCAGAAGCUGGCGGACAUGGCGACGAGGGUGGAGGUGUCCCGGCUGCUAACCUGGCGGGCCGCUUGGCUCAAGGACAAUGGUUUGCCCAUCACCAAGGAGGCCGCGAUGGCUAAGCUGCAUGCCUCCGAGGCGGCCACAUACUGCGCCCACCAAUGCACCCAGAUCCUGGGCGGAAUGGGUUAUACAACCGACUUGCCCGCAGAGAUGUACUACCGUAACGCUCGAGUAACGGAGAUCUACGAAGGAACCUCCGAAAUUCAGCGUAUUGUGAUUGCCAAUGCUGUGCUCAGGGAGCUGGGCAGUGAAUGAUCUUGUCUGCAUUUAUAUUUUAUUAAACACACUGCCUAUAGGCUACAGGGA